Dermacentor andersoni is the source of this 985-nucleotide messenger RNA. The record is from RefSeq and is a predicted model, not a curated record. NCBI's taxonomy places the organism in Eukaryota, Metazoa, Arthropoda, Arachnida, Ixodida, Ixodidae.
AUGGACCGCACUGAGGACGACUGGAUACAAGAACGUGCGGAUGACCCGAGCAGCGGCGACGAGACGAGCCCGAGCAGCGAUACCGGUGAAGACAUCCAGCGAGGAUGUCCGCAGCUAGACGCCAGAUAUCCCAUCGUCAGAAUACUAGUGCCACAGCAGGGACUAAAGCCACGACCACAUGGCCAGAAGCAGGGCGCCAACAUAGUCAAGCAAGCUUCAUGGACCAACCUAUUUGCCUUGCUUGCCGUACUGGCCGUGUCCGUGUUCUCCCCAGUGGAAGCAGGCGGGAAACUUGGCUACGGCGGCGCUGGCUACGGAGGCCUGGGAUAUGGUGGCCUUGGCUACGGAGGCGGUGUAGGCGUCGGCAGCAGUGUUGCCCUUCUUAGCGGUGGGCCUGCUUUUGCCAAAGCCGUGGCGGGACCAGCUUUCCUGGUGAGAACGGUUCACCACGUCAACAAAGUCAGCAGCGGAGGAGCCCUUGUAGCCCACUCUGGCCUCGGAAGCGGAUAUCGCGGCGGCUACGGAGGAUACGGAGGCGGCUAUGGUGGAUAUGGCGGCGGCUACGGAGGAUACGGAGGCGCCUAUGGUGGAUAUGGCGGCGGCUACGGAGGAUAUGGAGGUGGAUAUGGUGGAUAUGGCGGUGGCUAUGGUGGCUACAAAAGUGGUUACAAAGGAUAAUUCCUGGAUCGUUCACCUACUUUUGCGAAUGCCUUACAAAUGCAAAAGACGAAAUUACAUGCAUAGAUGUGUCCUCGCAACAACGAAGAUGUAUUGACAUUCUAUAGAAUUACUUAUCACUGGUUGUAUGAAGUCGAAAAGUGGUGCCAGUUUACUUCUGUCAGCAUUCACAGAUCAAGAGUGCUGCGGAAAUUUAAUAUUGGCCGGUGUCGAAGGAGGCGGGAUCCACCCUCGACAAAUAGCUGUGAUUGAUGAAGCGAUGAUACCACUGCUGCACUGAUCCAUCGCCUUUUAGAAAAGCACAAAA